Messenger RNA from Rubroshorea leprosula, 812 nucleotides. NCBI's taxonomy places the organism in Eukaryota, Viridiplantae, Streptophyta, Magnoliopsida, Malvales, Dipterocarpaceae. The record is from the annotation of a GenBank genome assembly.
CAAAACCCAUAAACAAAACAACCAUCUGAUCACACCUAAUCAGCAAGGUCUUGAUUCUCAUGAAAAAAUGGAAUUAACUGCUCAAUCUGCAUCCCAUCCAAAGCUCCCAAGCUGCUCAACUCCUCUUUCACCUUCCUUCUUAUGUUCAAAAGCUUCCUCUUUUUCUUCCAAACCUGUAAUCCCUUUUCAUUCCUCCAAGAACCAUAACACUCAGCUGAAAUUUGUAAGAAUCAAAGAAAGGAAGCAAAGAAAUGCUGGGGCUGUGUUUGCUUCUGAGGGUGAAAGCACUUCUACUGAUGUUGUUGAAAGAUGGCUUCUUGAACCUGUUGGUGAUGGAGAUUCAAGACACUUAGGUUAUAAAGUUGAUAUGCCAGGCGCAAUUGAAAUUGUUUCAAGUGAGGUGACUGUUGGCCGUCUUCCUGACAAGGCAGAUGUGGUGAUUCCAGUUGCAACAGUAUCCGGUGUUCAUGCCCGCAUUCAGAAUAAAGGAGGCAGUCUUUUGGUCACGGAUUUGGACAGUACUAAUGGGACAUUCAUUGAUGACCGGAAACUGAAACCUGGAGAUGUUUCUACUGUGCCAUCUGGAAGCCUCCUUACAUUUGGUGAUAUUCAUCUGGCAAAGUUCCGAGUCUCUAAGCUUGAGAAUGAGGGAGCUGCAAGCAAACAGGAAGAAUCUGCUGAAAAAUCAGACUGAUACUACUGCUGGUGAGAGUACUGAAACAACAUAAAUAAAAUUGAAGGAUCAUGUUGUUGCGGUACAUUUGAAUAAAUUCAAUUUCCAUUAGAAUUUCAUCUUUUUAAAGUUCUUUUCA